AUGGUUUGCCGCCUCAAGCGCACCUUGUACGGGUUGCGCCAGGCGCCGCGUGCGUGGCACACGCGUCUGAAGGAGGAGCUCGGGAACUUCGAGUUCGUGGCGUCCUUUGCGGACGCGGCGCUUUUCUCGGGAGUGGUGAACAGGGAGCGGGUUUACCUCAUCGUGUGGGUGGACGACAUCCUCAUUGCGGCCCGAAGAGCGGAGCGGAUCGCGAAGGUGAAGGCGCACUUGGCGGAGAAGUUCGACGUGCGGGACUUGGGGGAGGCGACGUACUUCCUCGGAAUGGAGCUGUCGCGCGACCGAGAGGCGCGCACCCUGAAGCUGACGCAGAAGAAGCUGACGGGGGAGCUACUCGCACGACACGGGCCGUGGGGGCACUGGCGCGCUACACAAGCGUGCCGACGGAGGCACACUGGGCGGCGGCGCUUCGGGGUGGUGCGCUACUUGGCCGGAACGGGGGAGGCCGGGAUAACCUUUGGGGGGAGCGACGAGGUUCUUGAGGGGUUUUGCGACGCGGAUUUUGCGGGGGACGCGGAUACAAGGCGGUCCACGACCGGAUACGUCUUCCUGAUGUUUGGGGGGGCGGUGAGUUGGUCGAGCCGUUUGCAGCCAACGGUGGCGGCGUCGACGGUGGAGGCAGAGUACUUGAGUGCGGCACAGGCGGUGAAGGAGGCGCUGUGGUUUCGCAAGUUGGGGGGAGACUUGGGGCUGGACCUAGGGACGGUUCAGAUCUACUGCGACAACCAAGGGGCAAUACGGCUCCUGAAGCAUAUCGGAUGCUUCAGGAUCGCUUCCCAGCGGUCGAAGCACAUUGAUGUGAUUCAUCACUUUGCGCGUGAGAGGGUGGCGCGGAAGGAGGUCGGAUUCGCGUACUGCCGGACGGAGGACAUGAAGGCGGACAUUCUGACCAAGGCGCUGGCACCGGGGAAGUUCUUGAAGUGUAAGAGUGAGAUAGGGGUUGCGUAG
Molecule: messenger RNA, 966 nt
Organism: Klebsormidium nitens
Lineage: Eukaryota; Viridiplantae; Streptophyta; Klebsormidiophyceae; Klebsormidiales; Klebsormidiaceae
Source: the annotation of a GenBank genome assembly